CAUGCGCAAGAUGAGCUAUUGCGGAAGUGGGAGGGAGAGGCCGAGAGAAAUUUUGGUACUGCGCAUGCACUGAGCGUGACGUUGAGGUUUGAAAUAACCGGCAAAGAGUAAAGGUUGGAACUAGCUUCCUGAAAGCUUCGUAGGGCCCGAGCCCUGUGAGCCCAGGUUCGGCGCCCACUGGGAGGUGUCGUGCUGGCUGCUUUUUUUUAAAGCCCUAGAAUCUUGGCUUCGGCGUUUGGGGUAAGCUCCGUUCUCGUUCUCAAGCGCGUUUCCGCGAACUCUCGCGGGAUUGACUGGCCGUCUCGAGAGCUGGCAUCUCCUAGGAGCUAGUCCUGGUCCUCGGCUAGGCGGCUUGGGGUCGCGGCCUACCUCGGGAGCCCGCCUGACGCCGGCUGACCCCGCCUGUGAUCCUGGCAACGAUGGAUGAUGACCUGAUGAUGGCACUGCGGCUUCAGGAGGAGUGGAACUUGCAGGAGGCGGAGCGCGAUCAUGCCCAGGAGUCCCUGUCGCUAGUGGACGCGUCGUGGGAGUUGGUGGACCCCACACCGGACUUGCAGGCACUGUUUGUUCAGUUUAACGACCAAUUCUUCUGGGGCCAGCUGGAGGCCGUCGAGGUGAAGUGGAGCGUGCGAAUGACCCUGUGUGCUGGGAUAUGCAGCUAUGAAGGGAAGGGUGGAAUGUGUUCCAUCCGUCUCAGCGAACCCCUUUUGAAGUUGAGACCAAGAAAGGAUCUUGUAGAGACCCUCCUGCAUGAAAUGAUACAUGCCUAUUUAUUUGUAACUAAUAAUGACAAAGAUCGAGAAGGGCAUGGUCCAGAAUUUUGUAAACAUAUGCAUCGCAUCAACAGCCUGACUGGAGCCAAUAUAACGGUAUACCAUACUUUUCAUGAUGAGGUAGAUGAGUAUCGGCGACACUGGUGGCGCUGCAAUGGGCCAUGCCAGCACAGGCCACCGUAUUACGGCUAUGUCAAACGAGCUACUAACCGGGAACCCUCUGCUCAUGACUAUUGGUGGGCUGAGCACCAGAAAACCUGUGGAGGCACUUACAUAAAAAUCAAGGAACCAGAGAAUUACUCAAAAAAAGGCAAAGGAAAGACAAAACUAGGAAAGCAACCAGUAUCAGCCGCAGAGAAUAAAGAUAAACGCAGCAGAGGUGAGGCCCAGCUGGUAAUCCCUUUUAGUGGGAAAGGAUAUGUUCUAGGAGAAACAAGCAAUUUACCUUCACCUGGGAAACUGAUCACUUCACAUGCCAUUAAUAAAACCCAAGAUCUUUUAAAUCAAAACCAUUCAGCAAAUGCUGUAAGACCUAAUUCUAAAAUCAAGGUGAAAUUUGAACAGAAUGGUUCAAGUAAAAAUUCUCAUCUGGUCUCCCCUGCUGUUAGUAAUAGUCACCAAAAUGUUCUAAGCGACUACUUUCCCAGAGCAUCAGUUGCCAACCAAAAGGCUUUCAGAGGUGUGAAUGGAUCUCCAAGUGUAACAGUUGGCAACAUCCCUAAAAACUCAGUCUCUUCUAGUUCUCAAAGAAGGGUUUCAUCUUCUAAGAUAUCCCUAAGAAAUUCUUCAAAAGUAAUGGAAUCAGCAUCUGUGAUGCCAUCCCGGGAUGUGAGUGGGUCUGAAGAUACAUUCCCAAAUAAACGACCUAGGCUAGAAGACAAGACUCUUUUUAACAAUUUUUUUAUCAAGAAAGAACAAAUAAAAAGCAGUGGUAAUGAUCCAAAGUGUAGUACAACCACAGCUCAGAAUUCCAGCAGUUCAUGCAACCAGAGCAAAAUGGUUAAUUGCCCAGUUUGUCAGAAUGAAGUUUUGGAGUCUCAGAUUAAUGAGCACUUGGACUGGUGCCUUGAAGGUGACAGCAUCAAAGUCAAAAGCUGAAGAAAGUCUUUGAAAAAGAUUUCAAAGUCUCAAGUACCACCUGUAUUACCUCACUAAUGUGCUAUGUCAGCCAGUCAGGAAGUUCUGGUUAAUACUAAGAUUUGUAGGUUAUAAUCUAGUUCACAUAACCAAUAGAAAAUGUCCUAUUUUAUAUAUACAUAUAUAAGAUUGUAAUUUUAAGAUGUUUUAUGUCUCAGGGUGCUACAUUCACUCUUGCCUUAGGUAUACUGUAACCCAGGUUCUGCCUGUCAUGUAUAAUAUUUAGGUACUUUUGUUCUUUCUUGCUCUUAAGGAUUUUAAAAAUCUGUUAAUCUUUUUAUUUGUAUACUUUCCUAAAAAAUAUUCAUAUGGGGAAUCCUGUCAGGUAUUUGGUUAUAUUGACUAUUUCUUUAUUAAUAGUAUUAGAACUCAUUCCCUGAACUGAUGUAAAUCUUCAUAGUGUCAGACAUACUGACCAAAACCACAAUCUAGACUAUAAAGUAUAUUGUUUUAGAGUACUCAAACUGUAUUAUUUAUUAAUUUUUUUGUUUGCAAAAUCUUAACAGGAACUGUAUUUUCUAUAUUUUAAAUAAUUUUAUUUGUCCCACUUUUACUAAACGGUGGCGGCAGAUUUUAAGUUAAAGAAUAUGGAAUAUAGUAAAAUAAGUAAUUUCUUUUGGAAUAUUUUUAGUAACCAAUAGCCACUAUAAUUCUGUAGGCCAAAUUUUAUAUUGAGUUUAGCUGUUUUCUCAAAAUUUCGCAGAGUGGUUAAAAUUCUGUGCUGAUAAGUAACUGAUACGUAUAACAUAAACAUAACAAAGUUGCCUAGUUUAUGUAACAGUGGAAAGUUAUCUGGAAAUAGUAUUUUGAACUUUAAGCCAAGUUUAAACCAUUAUAAUACAAGGAAUACCAUUUGUGCAUUUAAAGUAAUCUUUUUUUAAAAAAAUAUUUUCCAUGUUAUAGGGAAAGGACAAAGAGACUUUUAUCAGUUUGCUUUUUGUCUUGUGGCUGUACAUGCUGUUGGCAUAGCCCUAACACAGUUGUUAACAAGUUUUCUUUUUUCUUGUUGCAGUUUUCCUUCACUUUGUUGUAAUACAGGUGCAUAAAUCUUAAGUGCACAGCUGGGUAAACUUUUACAGUGUUCACCUGUGUAACUACUACCCGGAUCAAGUUAGAGAACACUUCCAUUGCCACGGAAGGCUUCCUAUAGGUGUCUGUUCCCAGUUGAUACCCAUAACCCUCACCACCUCCAGAGGUCCCCACUGUUUUCACCCCAUCAUUGCAGAUUAUUUUUGAAUUUUAUAAAGUAGUAUCUUUGUUCCUAUGUGUAGCAGGAGUUCAUUUUCAUUGCUCUUGCAUUUGUAUGAAUAUACUAGAAUUUAUUCAUCCGUUCUAAUGUUAAUGGACAUUUGAAUUAUUUCCAGUUUGGGGCUGUUAAGCAUAAUGCUGCUAAGAACAUUCUUAUCUUUUCUGUUGGGUAUAUAUACAGAAAUGGAAUUGCUGAGUCAUGGGGUAUAUUUCUGUUUAGCUUUAAUAAAUUCUGCCAGUUUACUCUCCUGCCA
This is a messenger RNA of Symphalangus syndactylus (siamang), 3412 nucleotides long. RefSeq names its product SprT-like N-terminal domain (gene SPRTN). Gene Ontology annotation, molecular function: metalloendopeptidase activity; single-stranded DNA binding; polyubiquitin modification-dependent protein binding. NCBI's taxonomy places the organism in Eukaryota, Metazoa, Chordata, Mammalia, Primates, Hylobatidae. Gene Ontology annotation, biological process: DNA repair. Gene Ontology annotation, cellular component: nucleus. The record is from RefSeq and is a predicted model, not a curated record.